This is a messenger RNA of Mangifera indica (mango), 810 nucleotides long. Its product is annotated as cytochrome c6, chloroplastic. The transcript has 6 exons. Bases 102 to 629 code for a protein of 175 amino acids. Gene Ontology annotation, molecular function: electron transfer activity; iron ion binding; heme binding. The record is from RefSeq and is a predicted model, not a curated record. Lineage: Eukaryota; Viridiplantae; Streptophyta; Magnoliopsida; Sapindales; Anacardiaceae.
AAACGGUGACACGUUACAAAAAAACCAUUCAGGCUAUUUUCCAUUAAACGCUUAUCUUGCCAAAUUAUGUUGUGCGACUCUCAACUCGCAGACGAAAAAAAAUGCCGCUUCUUUCCACGGUAUCUUCUUGUAUAAACAAAAAGUUUUGUCCGGCAACCAAGGGAACUUACAAACGAGGAGAAAUAGAGAGCCAGCCAGCUUAUUUGCUGAAUCAAAAUGUUAAGUUUUUGAAGAGCUUGGCUCCACCUUUAAUGGCUGCACUUGUAGUCUUAUCUCCUCUCUCCAACGAUCCAGUAUCACUCGGGCAAACCAUUGAUAUACAGCAAGGGGCCAGAUUGUUCGGUCAAGCAUGCAUUGGAUGCCAUGAUGCAGGUGGAAAUGUAAUUCAGCCAGGUGCAACCCUCUUUCUGAAAGAUCUACAAAGAAAUGGAGUUGACACGGAAGAGGAGAUAUACCGUGUGACAUACUUCGGCAAAGGAAGAAUGCCGGGUUUUGGGGAGAAUUGCACACCAAGGGGGCAAUGUACAUUUGGAGCGCGUUUGCAGACUGAAGAGAUCAAGCUUUUGGCUGAGUUUGUGAAGUCACAGGCUGAUCAAGGGUGGCCAAAAAUAGAAAGUAUGGGAGAAUGAUUUUUUCAUCCAAAUUUUGUGAAUGUUAAUUCAAAUCUUCAACGUGAGGAGCUUUGUUAGUUGAAAUGAUACCUGGGAGUUACUAGUUCGUGAUUUUUUUUAUUUUUAAAUUUCUAUUACAUUGGUUUGUGCAUCAACUCAGCGUUGAUACUUAUGCAAGUAGAGUUUUAUAGUGCUCAAA